This is a messenger RNA of Malania oleifera, 1543 nucleotides long. Its product is annotated as putative B3 domain-containing protein Os03g0621600. The record is from RefSeq and is a predicted model, not a curated record. Gene Ontology annotation, molecular function: DNA binding. Bases 503 to 1375 code for a protein of 290 amino acids. Lineage: Eukaryota; Viridiplantae; Streptophyta; Magnoliopsida; Santalales; Ximeniaceae. The transcript has 4 exons.
AGAGCUUUCUUCCGUUUGGAAUUGGAAGUUGAUCUAAAAAUAUUUGCUGGGAUAUGAAAAUUAGAUUCAAAAUAUAAAAUGUGGGGCGUUUGAAUUUUGAGUCUGCUCCUUUAACAUCCGUCGAGCUUCUCAGCAAACAGAUGUCUGUAUUUCAUUGGCGUAUCAAGCUGACUGGUACGCAUAAUUUCUCCAUUUCUCAGCGUUUGGUCUCUGUAAAAAGAGGGUUUCUCGGCUAUAAUCGGUUCUGUCUCCUCUGCUGUGGUCUCCCUUCGUCCUAAUACUGAGUUUUUGGCUUGAAUUACAGCUGAGCUGAUAUCUCCUUCUUCGUCCUAAUACUGAGUACUGUAAUAUUGUUUGACGCACGGUUCAUUGAUGUGUUCAGGUUAUUGCUUGCAGGGCUUGCAGCCGUGGAUGGAUUCUUGAUUUUCUUUAGGAAAUAGAUAAAGGGUUUAUUUAUUUACCAGAUUUUUUUCUACUCUCAUCGCUAGCUCCAAUCACCCAAAUGGUCAGGAAGCAUAAGCCUCCACAGCCUCUGCAAAAGAGAACAUCCUUCUUCAAAGUCUUGAUUGGUGACUUUUCCAAGCAACUGCGCGUACAGCCGGCUUUUGUGAAAGAGCUGAGGGGAAAUUUAUGUAAUGAAGCGACCAUCAGAGGUCCUACAGGGAGCACUUGGAGCGUGGCAGUGGAGAAGGAUGAGAAUGGCUUGUUUUUCCGCAGGGGCUGGCAGGACUUCGCAGAAGCUCAUGGGUUGGAAAAUGGGGAUUUUCUGGUUUUCUUGUAUGAUGGCAAAGCACAUUUCGACAUUAAAGCCUAUGGUACAAAUUGCUGCGAGAAGGAAAUUGUAUUGGCCGAGAGUCGCGACAGAGAGAAGCCCACUCCCACCACAGAGAAAAUCAACCCCCCUGUUCAGCCUGCGGCCACCAGGAGAAAGCGCGGACGUGUGAAGGUUGACGAGAAAUCUGAUACCAGUACCAUGGCGGAACAAGGAAUUAAUGAUGAAUGUUUUUCAUUCAAUUCAAGAUCUUCAUGUUUUACUGCAACUUGGUCAAAUUCUCGGAGAUAUGCCAUGAUUAUUCCACGGGCACUGGUGAUAGAGAAGGAGCUGAACGCGCACGGCAAGAUGGUGCUGAAGGAUCCCUCCGGGAAGUCAUGGCCGGUGACGCUGUCAAUGAUGGUGGACUGUCGCGCUGUUAUCACCAGAGGCUGGACUGCUUUCUGGAGAUCAAACAAAGUACAAACAGGCGACACCCUUGUUUUUGAUUUUGGGUCGGAGCCAGGCAACCCGUUGGUCCAUGUUCACAUCUUCCGAUCUGGAAUUGGAGCGCCGCCCCGCCGGAGGCCGAGGCAUGUUGCUCCAAAGCUCAAAUCCUCGUGAUGUUCAGUUUCCUUCGCUUAAUUUCUUUACUGUUUUUGUUGGGAAAAAAAAAAUUCCUAGAUUCCCGCGGAUGAUUUUCCUCAUUUUAAGUUUUAUCAGAGUGUCGUGCUUUUUUAUUUUUAAUGACUUGUACGUGCAUGGAUCAUUUGGUGAACUGUGACACAGCAA